This is a messenger RNA of Sceloporus undulatus (fence lizard), 3137 nucleotides long. It is a transcript of the gene GLRB, whose product is annotated as glycine receptor beta. Gene Ontology annotation, molecular function: extracellularly glycine-gated chloride channel activity; neurotransmitter receptor activity; transmembrane signaling receptor activity. Gene Ontology annotation, biological process: regulation of membrane potential; nervous system process; signal transduction. The record is from RefSeq and is a predicted model, not a curated record. Lineage: Eukaryota; Metazoa; Chordata; Lepidosauria; Squamata; Phrynosomatidae. Gene Ontology annotation, cellular component: postsynaptic membrane; synapse; neuron projection.
CAGCACCUUGGACAGAAGCAUCCUGCAGCCCUCCUUCCUCGCCUGUCUCUACUGGGCCCCAAAGCAAAAAAGGGGCUCCUGGGGGCUGCCAGGUCAACUUUCUUCUGGAAUUCAACUCCCCACAAUGAAGUUUUUACUGGCAAUUCUUGUGUUUGUUUUUUUCUCCUUAUAUAUUGAAGAAGUCUAUUCCAAAGAGAAAUCAUCAAAGAAAGGAAAAGGGAAAAAGAAGCAAUAUCUCUGCCCUUCGCAACAAUCAGCUGAAGACCUUGCAAGGGUACCAGUUAAUUCCACCAGCAACAUAUUGAAUAGACUUCUGGUUAGUUAUGAUCCUAGGAUAAGACCAAAUUUCAAAGGAAUCCCAGUUGAUGUAGCAGUCAAUAUUUUCAUUAAUAGUUUUGGAUCAAUACAAGAGACAACUAUGGAUUAUCGAGUAAACAUCUUCCUAAGACAAAAAUGGAAUGAUCCUCGACUUAAACUUCCCACUGACUGGAAAGGAUCUGAAUCAUUAACAGUGGAUCCCACCAUGUUUAAAUGUCUGUGGAAGCCUGAUCUAUUCUUCGCAAAUGAAAAGAAUGCCAACUUCCAUGAUGUGACUCAAGAAAAUAUUCUUUUAUUUAUAUUCCGUGAUGGAGACGUUCUUGUCAGCAUGCGAUUAUCCAUUACUCUGUCAUGCCCACUGGACUUGACCUUGUUUCCUAUGGAUACCCAGCGUUGCAAGAUGCAGUUGGAGAGCUUUGGUUACACUACUGAUGAUUUACGAUUUAUCUGGCAAUCUGGUGAUCCUGUUCAGCUAGAGAAAAUUGCUUUGCCACAGUUUGACAUCAGGAAAGAAGAUAUUGAAUAUGGCAACUGUACCAAAUACUACCAAGGGACUGGUUAUUACACGUGUGUAGAAGUGAUCUUCACUUUAAGAAGACAAGUUGGCUUUUACAUGAUGGGAGUCUAUGCUCCCACAUUGCUAAUUGUCGUGCUUUCAUGGCUGUCAUUUUGGAUCAAUCCUGAUGCAAGUGCUGCAAGAGUACCACUGGGUAUCUUUUCUGUGCUCAGCUUGGCAUCGGAAUGUACUACCCUUGCUGCUGAACUCCCCAAAGUGUCUUAUGUGAAGGCCUUAGAUGUAUGGCUGAUUGCGUGCCUUCUCUUUGGUUUUGCUUCGCUGGUUGAGUAUGCCGUGGUUCAAGUCAUGCUGAACAAUCCAAAGAGAAUUGAAGCUGAAAAGGCAAAGAUUGCUAAGGCAGAACAAGCAGAAGGGAAAGGUGGAACUGCAGCUAAAAAGAAUACAGUUAAUGGCACAGGCACCCCAGUCCACAUCAGUACUUUACAGGUUGGAGAGACACGUUGCAAAAAAGUUUGUACGUCAAAAUCUGAUUUGAGAUCCAAUGAUUUCAGCAUUGUCGGAAGUCUGCCAAGAGAUUUUGAACUGUCAAACUAUGACUGUUACGGAAAGCCCAUUGAAGUCAACAAUGGGCUUGGGAAAUCUCAGGCAAAGAACAAUAAGAAGCCUCCUCCACCAAAGCCUGUCAUCCCAUCAGCAGCAAAACGGAUCGAUCUUUAUGCCAGGGCACUGUUUCCAUUUUGCUUCCUGUUCUUCAAUGUCAUAUACUGGUCUGUAUAUUUAUGAUAAAUCUUUUUUUAAAAAAAGAAAGAAAGAGAGAGAGAGAGAAAGAAAAAGUGUGUGCAAUAUGCCAUAUCAUUCCAUCAUGAAGGCCAGUCUGCAACAAUUAUUUGCAUUUGCAAAGCAAUAUAUUGCAUAUUAGAUGCCAUAUGGGAUUGUAAUUGGGGGCGGGGGUGGGGAAUGGCAUCAUGAUUUUGAAUGAAAGCAUGACACUGCAAUGUCUGUGCUUGAACCAACUGUUGUAUAUAAGUGUACAGCAUACAUCUUGCUUUAGGAAUAUACGAAGGAUAACGCAUACUACAUUACUGAAGCUGGACAACAUUCCCUAUGAACAUAACCAAGAGUCAAAGUGUUUCUGAUAACGAAACUGAUGUGCACGCCGAGUAUCAGUAAGAUCAAUAUUCUAGUGUAUGUAGUAUUUAAAAGUUCUCCUUAUAACUUUCAAAGCCAAAACCCAUCUUGUUCUUGUAUAAAGUUAAAUGGCACUGUGGAAGAACAAGCUGAUGUUGUAAUUCAAAUUAUGUAGAGUUUGUAAGUGGGCAAAGUAUAUAUUAAGCUGAUCUUGUUUAUGUAAAAAAUAAAGAUCAGAGAAUUAGUAGUUUUGCAAAACCAGACCAUUUAUUAAAACCUGAAUUGUUGCGGCAAAAAAGAGAACAAAUGUGUUUAUCACACACAUUGGACUGAGACCGGCUCAACUUUACAAGAUCUGAAAAAGUCAGAGACUGAAGAUUUCUAGGCUAUCUACAAGGUCAUUUACAGAGCAAUCACCUUAGGACAGGGCUGGAGAUAAACUCCUGACAGAAAGGCCUCUAUAUCCUUAUUUGUGCACAGUUUGAAAGCAGAUGAGAAAAACAUGCAAUCAGAAAAUACAAAAGAGGGUUUUAAAAAGACAGACACAUGGUAUCUCAGGAAAAACUGCCAUAGCCAGACAAGCAAUCAUGGAUGAAACCAGUGAAGACACCCAUACCUUGAGACAACUAAUGCAUUCUGAAUAGUGCGGAUAUCCUUCAGCACACUGCCUGCAUCACCAGAUAUACAAUAUGGGUAACCCCCAUACAAUUAGUAUAAAGGCACAGCCCACAGUAAACCCACUCCAUCCAGUUGCCAGAUACCCCUCCCAGCUGGAAUAAACUCACUUUAUGGUCCUUAACAACUACUGUUUUGCAAACAAUGCAAAAACAAAGGGGGGAAGUACAAAAGGCACAGUAAGGUUGAUGCAGUGUUCUCUGGGCAGGAUGCUUUCAGAGAGCAUGUAAAAUUUGCUCAAAUGUGGGUUUAGGACUGGAGGUUGGAAAUAAUUUGAUAAAAUGUUAUUUGUUAUGCCUAAUUAAUUAAAACUAUCAAUGAUUUUUUAAAAUCAUUAUUUUAAUUAAUAAAUCCCAUCAACACAACAUUUCUGAACAAUGGUUAACAUUCGGUGUUCAUUUCUCUGUUACUUUUGGGGCCAAUAAUUCUGGAGUCUAAUCAUUUGGAGUAUUUUUCAUUCUUUUCUAAAAAUAAUUUAAACCAUGUUAAUAAUGCAGCA